AUGUCAGAAUAUCCACACAAGGUCGCGCUCCUAGGCCUAGGAACAAUCGGCCUCUCAAUGCUGGCCAUGCAUCUACGCCGCCCCGACACAAGUAUAACUGUCUACGACCCCCGCCCUGAUACAGAGGCCCAAAUCCGAAGCAAUCUCCCCUCCCUCCUCGAGUCUCGAGAAUCAUCUCCAUCAAACUCAGGACUAGACACAGAUAUAGUCGAUGAUCUUUUCAGAUCGUCCCGCCUGAAACUGGCACGCACGCUCCAAGAAGCACUGACGAAUGCAACGAUUAUUCAGGAACAAAGUCCCGAAAUCACCAGUUCCAAGCAGGCACUCUGGAAAGAGGUGGGAUCUAUUGCUACGCGGGAUGCCCAUCUUUGGAGUAGUUCUUCUGGUAUUGCUGCCUCGGCGCAAAAUUCUACUUGUGAACCUGCAGAUGGGGUUGGGGAGAGGCUACUCGUGGCACAUCCGUUUAAUCCACCACAUAUCAUGCCCCUGGUGGAGGUUGUGCCUGGGCCGGAGACUGCGGGGGAAAGGAUUGAAUUUGUGAAAUGGUAUUUUAGGGGCAUUCCUGGUCCUGGUUUUAGUUCUGGCUCUGCGGAUGCUCAGGCUGGGACGCAUUAUCGGCCUGUUACAUUGCACAAGGAGGUUCCUGGGUUUGUGGGCAAUCGCCUUGCUUUUGCUUUGCUCCGGGAGGCUUGUUCGCUGGUUGGGGAGGGGGUAGUUUCGGCCAGGGAUCUUGACGCUAUUGUGAUGGCUAGUGUUGGGCCUCGGUGGGCUGGGAGUGUUAUCAUGCGGGUGGAGGGGGAGGGAGGAAUUGGGGCGUUCUUGCAGAAGCUCGAGCCGACAAUUCAGGAUGUGUGGGAGGAUUUGGCAAAAAUUGACAUCCACGGUGAUCAGGCGUGGAGAGAUAGGGUUGUCCAACAGACCGAGGAGGCAUACGGGCCUUUGACUGCGGAGUCGCGCAAGACGAAAGAACAGACGCUGAAAGGGGUGCUUGAAGUGCAGAAAAGACAGGGAGCAUCAUGA
Messenger RNA from Penicillium nucicola, 1020 nucleotides. RefSeq lists its product as uncharacterized. The record is from RefSeq and is a predicted model, not a curated record. The coding region runs from base 1 to 1020 and encodes 339 amino acids. Gene Ontology annotation, molecular function: NAD+ binding; oxidoreductase activity, acting on the CH-OH group of donors, NAD or NADP as acceptor. Gene Ontology annotation, biological process: fatty acid metabolic process. Lineage: Eukaryota; Fungi; Ascomycota; Eurotiomycetes; Eurotiales; Aspergillaceae. The transcript is spliced from 2 exons.